CUUAACUCGACUUUGAGGAGGGCUUGUUGUGCUUUCCACGUUGAACUGGAUUCUCAAUAAAUUCUCAAAAUCAGGCGGAACCUUAAGCUCCUACUUUAUCAUUAGGUGGCUACUACAGGAGUAAUUUUUGCAUUCUUUUGAGAAAUCUUUUUUUUUUUUUUUUUCCCCCCCCAUUUCAUGCCAGCCCACCGGUUAACCUUCAGGCUGAAGCUUGCUGGUUUGUCUCCUGUGUCUUCAAGUCGCUCACCUUCUCAAACGAUAUGACCAACUGGAAGCCUGCAGAAGGAUCCAGAAAGCUGAGAGGAGGAUGAAUCCUCCAGGUCAUCGAAGACAUCGACGUGUCUUUGUUGCUGCCCGUCUACGGCGGCCCCAUCUGCCUCCCAAAGGUUAACCUCCCCCGAACACUCACACGUGGGCACCCCAGAGGGUAGGAAAGGCGAGCCGGCCCCUGUAAAUAUGCCUGGAUGGAGGUCUCAGUGGCGUCUUGUCCUUCUGAACUCCCUUACCUGUGGCUUGGAGAUCUGUGUGGCAGCUGGGAUCACAUAUGUGCCCCCGUUACUGCUGGAGGCCGGUGUGGAGGAGCGUUACAUGACUAUGGUUUUAGGUAUUGGUCCAGUGCUCGGCCUCCUCUUCAUCCCUCUGAUUGGCUCAGCCAGUGACAACUGCAACAGCAGUUAUGGAAGAAGGCGGCCUUUCAUCUGGCUGCUAUCUCUGGGAGUACUCCUGGCGCUUUUGAUCAUUCCCCAUGCCGACAUCCUGGCCGCACACCUCGCCUGGGGAGGACGCACUUUCCAGGUGGGUUUCCUAAUCCUUGGAGUCGGCCUUCUUGACUUUUGUGGACAAGUUUGCUUCACGCCAUUGGAGGCGCUAUUGUCAGACCUGUAUCGAGAUGGGGAGGACUGUAACCAAGCCUUUGCGAUGUUCUCCUUCAUGGUCAGCUUGGGAGGCUGUGUGGGAUACUUGCUUCCUGCACUCGACUGGAGCCACAGCCUGCUCUCGGUUUACCUUGGAGGCCAGGACCAGUGCCUCUUCUUUCUCCUCAUCCUCAUCUUUAUAACCAGCCUGCUCAUCACUAUGAAGGUUUCCGAAGAACCCUCCUGUGCCGUCGGCGACUCGGCCGGUGCCGCAUCUUCGCCGGAGCCGGGAACGGGUGCGAUGGAAGCAGGCCAGUGCGGUGUGCCUCGGUCAUGCUGCUACCUUCUGAAGUGCAAGUUGAGGCUUCUGAAGUCGGGACCUCUGCUAUGCUUGCUGAGAACAUGCUGGUCCAUGACCCCUGCCAUUUACAGGAGCUACUGCUUUGUCCCGAGGGUGAUGUGGCAGCUGUGUGUGGCUCAGCUCUGCAGCUGGAUGGCUGUAAUGUCCUUCAUGCUCUUCUUCACAGUCUUUGUAGGAGAAGGCCUGUAUGGUGGUGUUCCCAGUGCGGUACCAGGAAGUGUGCCCAGACAAAGAUACGAUGAAGGUAUCCGUAUGGGAAGUCUGGGUUUGUUCCUCCAGUGUGCUACCUCAACCUUCUUCUCAAUGGUCAUGAGUCGACUGGUUCACCGUUUCGGAUCGCGCUGGGUGUAUUUGAGCAGCAUGGUGAGUUUCACGGUGUCUGCUUUGGUCAUCUGCCUUUCUAAAAGCGUGGUCCUCGUCACAACCAUGGCCGCCCUUACCGGCUAUGCCUAUGCCGCGCUGCAGACAUUGCCCUACACCCUCACCUGCCACUACCACAAGGAGAAGAAGGUGUAUAUGCCAAAAAGGAAAGCCAAAACCGCGCGCAAAAAUGGUUUUACAACCAAGAGAGACUAUUUGACUCCAGCGGAAGAGGAGGGCUUACUCAACAACGCGGUCGGCCCCUCCUUUGGAAAUGCCUUCUUCGGCCAGGACGGUUACUACGCUGCUCCCCUCAACCAGAACGGCUCAGCUCGCAGCCCCGCCGGCCCCGAGCCGGAGGACCUGGAGUCGGGAUAUGAAGAGCGCGGCGUGGGCUUGGACUUUGCCGUUUUAGAUGGCACCUUUCUGCUCUCUCAGGUUAUCCCCACCCUCCUCAUGGGCACCAUUGUGCAAUUCGCACAGUCAGUCACCGCCUAUAUUGCCUGCUCUGCAAUCUUAGGCAUUGUUGCCAUCUAUUUAGCCAAUCAUAUUGUCUUUGACCAAAAGGACCUCAAAGGCUGUGACUCAGAUGGGAAACCUAUGGGAAAGAUUGUGGAAUAAUGGCGGAGGAGCGUGUUGGCAAUGCAGUCGCCGAGUAUCCCAGGAGGCCUUGCUCUAUGUUUGUGUUAUUUGCACCAUUCUGAGGCAUUGUAGAAUGAGUGAAUAUGUCAUCAGGGACAUGCCACAGGUUUUGCCCAGGUGACGAAGGGUUUCCUUUCCUCCCCGCCAAACGUAUUUACACGCUAUUCUCGGAUAUAUACAGGGUAUGAAAGGUGACACGGCGAGGGAAGAUGGUUGCCUUGCUGCUUCAAUAUUUCACAAAGCCAUCUGAGAAAAAGCUGAAAGGCGAUUGAACGGAUUAUCCGUUUGUCCCAUCCAUUUUGAUGAACAAGCACGGGAACGCUGCCACCUGCAAAAUCGCCCCCGAGCUGCCUCUUCGAUUUCGUUAAAGACCGUUGAGUCGUCUGAGCAGCUCAGACGCAAUUGGUGCCACGGAGGCACACUCCAACCCAACAAUUGUGCCACAUACUGCGCUGCCGUUUGCAUUGCGAGUGAAGCCAUUGGAACACACCCCUCCCAUGUAGUGUCUCUUUAAAAUAGUCAAGAGCGCUAUAAAGUAGAUGGAAUCAUAUCCGCGUAGGAGUGGUAUUCUAUUAGAACUGGACUACAGAUGUCCCAAAUAUUAUGAAAGAGCUCUAUCUCUGAUUAGGACAAACAUAUCUCAGGUUAGCACUUUGCCGUAGUGCCCUCUUCCGUCUCAAUGCCGCUGCACCUUCAUGUUUUCACGUAAUUGACAAUCUAGGACUCCCAGAUGGGCUUUUUAUAUACAAUAGCACCUGCAAAUGACAUUCACAUUUCAGCCAUUGCCAAAAGACCAAAUCAUUUGCUCAGUAGUGAAAGUGAACCAUUUGCUGACCGAAGAUGACCGCAGGCAAUGUGGAAGAGCGGCCUGUGCGUGCGUGCGUGCGUGCGUGCGUGCGUGCGCGCGUAUGUAUGUAUUCAUGCUCACAGGUAAUCGCCAGGCCGUCUUCUCAUUGGAGCGUUGUGGAUCUAUUUUCUGAUUCGACUUAACCAGGUACAUACAGUCCUUCGAUGCCUGAGAGAUGUUUUUUUUUUUUUUUAAACAAACAAUGAUAGUUUUGUCCCAGAAUGCAAACAAAAAUAUGAUCUAGCAGUAGCACAAUUGUCCAAAAAAGUGCCUGUAUAUUUUUCUGCCUUUUGUACCUAUUUAUUUAUAAUGCUUUUAUUGGGGGGGGGGGGGGGGGGGAGUUUUUAAGAUAUCGGCCUUUGGCAUCUGCUUUAGGUGCAAGGAUGAGGGCUAUUUCUGUGAAAAAGCUAAAUUAUUUGUACAGUGACGUGCAACCAAUCCUCUUGAGUCCUAACUUAUUUGAACAUGAAAACUUUCUUCAGUAGCAUCUGCAGUUUGCUUUCACUCUUUAUUUGCCAUGCUAUUAGAUCUUAUUUUGUCAGCACUGCUUUGAUUACCACUAUAAUUCUCUUAUUUGUUUUCAAGUAAUUCUUAUUUUUUAUUUGUUUUUACUUUGAAGGCGAAAGUUGAUUUUAGCCCCCAAUAGCGACCGUCUCGUUGGAGUUUUAAGCCAGUGCCAAAUUCAGACUCUUACAUUUUUAAUCGCAUGUACCACAAGAUAUUACUGGUUGUUGUCGUUGAUGCAUAAAGCCAUGACCGCAAACCAUUUUACACCCAUCAUAUUAUUCUGUAAUAAAUGUGAUUUCCCAAACAGUUGUUAUAAACAAUAAAACAAACUGGCUGACAA
Messenger RNA from Phyllopteryx taeniolatus (common seadragon), 3911 nucleotides. It is a transcript of the gene slc45a3, whose product is annotated as solute carrier family 45 member 3. Gene Ontology annotation, biological process: transmembrane transport. Lineage: Eukaryota; Metazoa; Chordata; Actinopteri; Syngnathiformes; Syngnathidae. Gene Ontology annotation, cellular component: membrane. Bases 457 to 2196 code for a protein of 579 amino acids. The transcript is spliced from 6 exons. The record is from RefSeq and is a predicted model, not a curated record. Gene Ontology annotation, molecular function: sucrose:proton symporter activity.